GGCGCCCAGCGGAGAAGAGGCCGCGCCUGUGGUUUGCAGAGGCUGACUCUCCUCCACUUUCCCUUUGAGGGCGAAGCGCCGCGAGCCCCAAGGACGGGGGCCGGGCGGGGACAGGGGCACCUGCGUAGCUGGACCGCGAGCCCGCGUCCAGCCUGCGCCGCCCCCACCCGGCCCCGGCCCGAUCCCAUCCGUUCCCGGUCUCCUCCCUGUCUGACCCAUUGCCCGGCCGUGAUCCGCCACCACCAGGCAUCCAAAGCCGAGGCCUUUCCUCCAGCCCGGCCUUUCCUCUGCUUUAGAGAUGUUUGACCUUCUCCUACCCCAACCAGCCUUCCUUCAAAACCGGGACUCCUGGAUCGACACCUGGUCCCCUUUCUCUUUCCUGAGAUUCCACUUCUCUCUAACCCAUUUUUUUUCCAGAUUUUUUAUUCCCCCUGGGUUGAGACUGCUUACUUCUCAUACAAACUAAUCCUGACCUCCCAAAACAUUGACAACCUUGACGCCUCCCCUCUACAGAGAGCCAGACUUCCUUUGGACUAACCUCCAUAGCCCUAACAUGGAUGCUGUGUACCUGGUAGUGAAUGGGGUGGGCCUGUUGCUGGAUGUGCUGACCUUGGUGUUGGACCUCAACUUCCUGCUGGUGUCCUCCCUCCUGGCUUCCCUGGCCUGGCUCCUGGCUUUCAUCUACAAUUUGCCACACACGGUACUGACUAGUCUUCUGCACUUGGGCCGUGGGGUCCUGAUUUCACUGCUGGCCUUGAUUGAAGCCUUGGUCCGGUUCACCUUUGGGGGUCUGCAGGCCUUGUGUACCUUGCUAUACAGCUGUUUCUCUGGCCUGGAGAGUCUGAAGCUCCUGGGGCACCUGGCCUCUCACGGGGCUCUGCGGAGCAGGGAGAUACUGCACCGGGGCGUCCUCAACGUGGUCUCCAAUGGCCAUGCUUUGCUGCGCCAGGCCUGUGACAUCUGUGCCAUCAUCAUGAGCCUGGUGGCUUACGUGGUCAACAGUCUAGUCAACAUCUGCCUCAUUGGCACUCAGAACCUCUUCUCCCUGGUGCUGGCCCUGUGGGAUGCAGUGACAGGCCCCCUGUGGAGGAUGACGGAUGUAGUGGCUGUUGUCCUGGGCCACAUUUCCAGCAGUGCUGUGGCCAUGGCCAUUCUCCUCUGGACCCCCUGCCAGCUAGCACUGGAGCUGCUGUCCUCAACCACCCGCCUCCUGGCUAGCUUUGUGCUUGUCAAUCUCACUGGCCUGGUGUUGCUAGCUGGCGUGCUGGCAGUGACAGUGACUGUGUUGCACCCAGACCUCACCCUAAGGCUGGCCACCUGGGCAAUCAGUCAGCUCCAUGCCUGGCCAUCCUACCACCGGCUCCGAGAGGAUGUUGUGCGCCUGUCUCGCCUGGCACUGGACUUGGAAGCCUGGCGCCGUGUGUGGAGCCGCAGCCUGCAGCUGGCAAGCUGGCCAAACUGGGGAGGGGCACCUGGGGCCCCCCAGGGGGGUCUGAGGAGAGUGCCUUCAGCCAGGACCUGGGAGCAGGAGGCUCCUGAAGCAGGGCCUGGGUCAGAGGCAGAAGAAGAAGAGGCCAGGACGGCCCGAGCAACACCUGCCCGGGGCCGGGAGAGGCUCAAUGAGGAGGAGCCUGCCACUGGGCAAGACCCAUGGAAGUUGCUGAAGGAACAAGAGGAGCGGAAGAAGUGCGUCAUCUGCCAGGACCAGAGCAAGACAGUGCUGCUUCUGCCCUGCCGGCACCUGUGCCUGUGCCAGGCCUGCACGGAAAUCCUGAUGCGCCACCCCAUCUACCACCGCAACUGCCCACUGUGCCGCCAGGGCAUCCUGCAGACCCUCAAUGUCUACCUCUGAGGACUGUCUGCUUGUCCAGCCCUCCGUACUUCACACAGGCACCUGCGCUGGGACGGCAGUAACAUUUGAUCCCUGGGACCUAGUCUGAAUCCCCUCCCUGCCCCUCUGGCUGUCAUGCCAAGCCUCCAAGCCAUACAUCCAGGACAUCAAGAUGGGAACUCUGGAAGACUACAACCUGGGUGGGGGCAGGGUAACAGCAGUGCCUGAUCCCUGCGGUGCUGAGGGUGGUGAGUGUUUCACUAUGCAGGGGCCCGUGUCUGUUUGCUGUGGGCACUUCUUCAGCCUGGCCAGGGACCACCCACCUGUCAGCCCCUGGGGCUGGCCUUAUCUGCUUCUGGUUUUUCUGUUGGGGAUUUCCAGGCCCUCUCUUUGUCCCCUCUCUGCCUCCUCUUCAGCUUCUGCAGCCACUCACAUGUUUGGGUGUUUUGGUAACUCGGAGGCCUUAGUAAGAUCUUGAAUCUUUGCUUUCAGCCAGAGCCCCUGUUCCUUGGUGGGUUUGGGGGGUAGUAUCUCUGGUGCCCUAGAGGUACCACUCAGCCUAUCCUAAUCUUAGGAGGCUCCCUCUCCCAUACUAGUCUAAAAGCUGGGAUCAGAAGUUUACCCCUGGAGGAGGGAGCUUACGUCUACAUGACUUUGGGACCAUGUACCCUCUGCACCCCAGCUCUACUGGGAUCCUCAAGAAGGAUAACCAGAUUUCUCCUAGUAUCCCUUUAACUCACCAUAUCAGACAGAAAAAAUGGCAUUCGCCUUCUCUUUGUUUCUCCUUGGCAUUGGGGAGGGCAGGUGGUAUACAUUUCACUAGGAUCCAAACAAAAGGGACCAGGGCCUAGGGGCAUGCAGCUCCCUGAGGGGUCCACCUGGCUCAGUUUCCAGUGAAUAAAGUUCUGUUGACAGCUC
Messenger RNA from Choloepus didactylus (southern two-toed sloth), 2749 nucleotides. It is a transcript of the gene RNF26, whose product is annotated as ring finger protein 26. NCBI's taxonomy places the organism in Eukaryota, Metazoa, Chordata, Mammalia, Pilosa, Megalonychidae. The coding region runs from base 554 to 1852 and encodes 432 amino acids. Gene Ontology annotation, molecular function: ubiquitin protein ligase activity. The transcript has a single exon. The record is from RefSeq and is a predicted model, not a curated record. Gene Ontology annotation, biological process: ubiquitin-dependent protein catabolic process; protein ubiquitination.